Hyaloscypha bicolor E is the source of this 7773-nucleotide messenger RNA. RefSeq lists its product as uncharacterized. The record is from RefSeq and is a predicted model, not a curated record. Lineage: Eukaryota; Fungi; Ascomycota; Leotiomycetes; Helotiales; Hyaloscyphaceae. Gene Ontology annotation, molecular function: mRNA binding. Gene Ontology annotation, cellular component: THO complex part of transcription export complex. Gene Ontology annotation, biological process: mRNA processing; mRNA export from nucleus. Bases 195 to 7496 code for a protein of 2433 amino acids. The transcript is spliced from 3 exons.
CUCGGAUUUCCCCACAAUCAUUACGCAAGUCCAUCCCUGAAGAUCAUCUACACUUGAUGACCCUCUUCAUCCGAAACAGCACUUCCAAAAUUUCCGCUCAUUCCUGAACGCCAUUUCUGUCAGCUUCAAAAGUCUUGAAGCUCCCGUUCCUUACACAUGUGCAGAGAUUGAGAGGAAUCGGGAUCGAGGCGGAGAUGGCGCCUGCGAAGAGGAAGAGGAAUGAGAGAACCUCAGUCGAUGCAGGAGAGAACCGACCUUCCCCACAUCGACCGCAGAAUACGAACCUUGGCCAGCACGAUAGAGGCCAGGACAUGAGAGAUGGAGGCAGACGAUCAAGUCGCGGAGGACAAGGGGGACUUGGCGGACGGGGAGGGCGUAGGAAUGAUUCACGCGACAAUCCUAACAAGCUCAAUAUAAACCCAACUGUCAGAUCAACACCAGGACCAAUGUCUCCUCCAGCACCGCGACCUUCAAGCGCGACGCAAAUUGCGACACCUUCCACAGACCUUCACAGCCCUAUUCCCAAACCAGAUCCGGCGCCAUUCGACUAUAUGUUUCUCACUGAGGAACGAAUGGCCUCCUGGGAUACCACUGGUCGGCAAGAGGUGGUCCAACUAGGCAUGCAGGCACGACAGGACGAAGAUCCUAUGGAUCUGGCGUCGGUCUUCCAGGAAUUGAUACGCAAAACUCUAGAUGAGAAGUUAGAUCCUACGGAUGCUGGCAGUUGUGUGAAGGAUAUCCUCGGACCAGAUACAAUACCCGCAGAAAACACCUCCGUUAUUUUUGACCCCUCAACAUUCUUCCUGGAUACACUUUCAAUGAUAGUUGAGGCAGAUCAUCCCCAAAACACUCCAACCAGCCCAAGUCUUCGACCAUUCAUUGCCUCUACCGGAAUCUCGCCGAUGAUCAUGCGCCAGGUGCUUGAUGGUCGACUGCUUCAAGACAUAGGCCUAACUCGAGACACUUUCAAUCGUGUUGGCGUACGACAAGCAACAAAUCUCCUAUACCGACAAGCGAACUACAAUCUAUUACGGGAAGAAACAGAAGGAUACUCGAAACUCGUCACUGAACUCUUCACAACAAGCGGGAGCGAGCCACCGUCUGCCGAGGUGGUCGAGGACACAUUCGAGAGGGUGAAAGGCUUGAUAGGCACAUUCGACUUGGAUGUAGGAAGAGUCCUCGAUAUCACACUCGACGUUUUUGCAGCAGUUCUCAUCAAGCACUAUCGAUUCUUCAUCAAACUCCUGCGCGUCAGCUCCUGGUGGCCAAGAAUUGGGGAUGGAGAUCUGGUCGUCGCAUCCGCAGGCUUGCCAACAUGGGCACUCCCCAGCUCCCCUGGUUGGACGCCAACGGAAGAAGAGGACGAGCUUGCAAGACAGCAGAGAGAAAAGAGAGAUAUCCGGUUCUGGCCACGAGCUCGAGAGAUUGGACUUGAUGCCUUUUUUGAGCUUGGAGGGAGACAGAUCGUUGAUGAGGAAACCAAGUCCCGAAUAUUAGGGGCUGAAGGAGAAAGUGUGGAGCUUGACGUGGACCGCCGAUGGAUCAAGGAGACUGGUACAUUCCCACCUUCUGGGAACCGUGUAGCGGCUCAACUACUCGGUUUCAAGUUACGCUUCUACGCUUCCGACGUACGGGACAAAGACGAUCCUUUCCCGGCAAACCUCAUGUAUCUCACAGCAUUAUUGAUCAAGAUUGGCUUCAUCUCCCUCCGAGACGUAUACCCACAUAUUUGGCCUACCGAUGAGGACAUGCCGGCUCAGAUGGAGAAAAGAAAGGCAGAAUUAGCGGAAAAGGAGAGACUGAAUCGACCUGGUGGUGGUGCAGCAAAUGCUUUGACAAUGGCUGGAGCACUCCCAGAUGAUACCUUACCAAACAAUGGUAGAAUUCGGGAAACUGCAGCUAAGCCUGAUCCAGCCUCGAAACCUGCUCCAGAUGGCGAAGAGAAGGAUCAGCUAGGGGAGCCUACUGACCAGAAGGUUCUACUUUUGACCUGUCUCUUAACUAUUGGUGCAAUCCCAGAGUCGCUGUUCAUCCUUGGACGCUUUCCCGCGCUGACUGAGGCGCAUCCCGAACUUCUUGAUUUGGUCAACCGCAUCCUCAACCACUCGAUAAAGGAUGUAUACGCCGCGAGUCGACCCACGGCGAUACAGGAUGCAGAAUGCCCGACCAAGAAGAUACCGGACCCCGAUCAAAAUGGUGUGCCAAAGGGUCAAGUUCGACUCACUCAAUUGCAAACUCGCAAGCAGCUACGUUGGCCGUUUCCCGAUAAAUACGACACAAACGACAACCUGUCUUAUCGAUUCUACUGGGAUGAAUGGGCGGACAAUAUCCCUGUGUGUCAAAACGUCGAUGAUAUCUUCACUCUUUGCGAUACUCUCCUCAACAUCUCCGGUGUUAGCAUUGGCAAGGACGCCCAGUUACUGUCAAGGCUUGCGAGAAUUGGCACGAAAAGUCUCGCGGAGGAUCGGUCGCAAAGCAAUCUUGACAGAUGGCAAGAUCUGUUGAAACGACUCUUAGUCCCUAGUCUCAGUCUCAACAAAGCCAACACGGAGGUCGUCAAUGAGAUAUACAGUAUGCUGAAGUUCUACCCAAUAUCUACGAGAUACGCCAUCUACGCAGACUGGUUCGAGGGGAGGGUCACGCCGCAGUUACCGGCAAUGAAGAUUGCCUUUGAGCGAGCAAGACUUGAAACACUAAGUACUAUGAAGCGUAUCAGCGGGAUCAACGCCCAAACGAUGGCUCGAACUCUGUCCAAAACGGCUACCGCUAACCCUGGCAUUGUGUUCAAGGUUGCCUUGACCCAAAUCGAAUCUUAUAAUAAUUUAACGAAAGUGGUCGUUGAAUGUGCGAAAUACUUUUCGGACCUUGGCUACGACGUCCUCGUUUGGUCUCUAAUGAACGCACUUGGUGGACAUAAGAGAAGUCGCAACAAUGCCGAGUUUGCUCUCCUACCAAGUCGAUGGCUUCUGGCACUUUCAAAAUUCACGGGAGAAGUCUUCAAGCGUUAUCGAAUCAUGGACCUGGCACCAAUUAUCCAAUACGUCAACGAUCAACUUUAUCGCGGCAAUUCUACCGAUCUAGUCAUCUUAAAAGAGCUGAUAUCAGAGAUGGCCGGUAUCGUUCCAGACACGGACUUCAGCGACAAAGAGCUUCUUGCGAUGUCUGGCGGCCCAGUUCUGAGGAAGCAAACGCUCAUCGGUUUGAAGGACAGACGUUUUGAAUCUAUAAGAACUGGCGAUCGGCUUAUGAGAGCUCUAGUGGAGACAAAUCUCGCUGGUGAACUUCUCAUUUCUAUUGCACAGUUCCGCCAAUCCGCCAUUUACCGGAUUUCGGAUGAAGACGCACACAUCAAGAUGCUGGCCACUAUGAUCGAUGAUACGCAAUCAACCUUGACUCAGUAUCUCGAUCUUCUCCGUAGCAAUUUGACCAUUGAAGACUUUGACAAACAUGUUCCUGGCAUACCGGAGCUUAUCGCAGACUUCGGCCUCGCUCCGGCCCUCGCAUUCAUGGUUGGUCGAGCAAGUCUAGCCCAUCGCAUCUCGAAAGUCACACCGCCCUCGCCAAAUGGUGCCGUAAAGAGUCUCGCGGCAUCGACGGGAACCGCUCCGGUUAUCGUUGAUGCUGAUGGUGAUGUUGGCAUGGACGGUGGGGACAACACAGCUCAGGCAAGCGGCGAUGAGAGCGCUUCCCAACCCGCGGUAAUCAACGGCUGUGCUGAGGUCAAAGAGGACACGCCGAUGACAGAUUUGAAAAGCCAGAGUCCUCCACUGACUCCCUCAUCUACGGACCCAUUCGAAGAGAUUCUCGAACCCAUAAUCACUGGUGUUAAGGAUGCUCUCCCAAAGGAAGCUUUCAACUACAUCAGUGCAGAUUUCUAUGUCACCUUCUGGACUGCCACAUUGGGUGAUUUGUCUAUCCCUAGUUCGAGCUAUGACACUGAAAUCUCACGCCUCCUGAAUGAGCAGUCUCUGGUCAUGAAAGACAGAACGGACAUGACGCGAGCUGGGAUGUCAAUCAAGGAGAGCAGAAAGGAGGCUCUCAGCCAGACUCGAGAUGCUUUGAUGGGCGAAUUUGGAAAAUUUGUUGGAGGAUUCGGCAGAACCAAAGCUCGUCUUCUGAGACACAAGGCUGACUGGUUUAAGCCAUUUAAAGCUGAAGAUGUGAGCGAUGCGAUACUCGAAAAAUGUUUGAUCCCCCGCAUCUUGCUCUCCCCGAGCGAUGCAGAUUUCUGUUUCAAGAUGGUCAAAUUUCUACACGACAACGGAGUACCCCACUUCCGGCUUCUUUCGUUCUACGGCCAUCUCUUCCGAGCCAACCGCUUGCGAUCAAUCAUCUUCACUUGUACUAUCCGUGAGGCCGAAAACUUGGGCCGAUUUCUCCGUCUCGUUCUGGCUGACCUUGACCGCUGGCACAACAACGCUACUCUAUACGAAAAGGAAGCUUGGGGCGCAUCUGCGAAUUUACCAGGUUUCGCAAAAAUGUUGGAUGAGGAAGGGAAGCCCAAAUCCCUCGUUAGCUACGAUGGCACCAAGGGCUUCAAAUGGUUCCACUUUACCUGGCAUCAGCAAAUGUACACAGCUAUUCGGCUUUGCUUAGAAGGAGUGGAGUGGAUGCAUAUCCGGAAUGCAAUUACCAUAUUGAAGUCAGUCCUUGAAGUGUACCCAUCCAUUGAUUUCAUGGGGAACCACUUCAUCAAGCAGCUUGAGGGUAUAGCGAAGCGGGAAAAGGGCGUCAGAGAGGAUCUUUCUCUGACCGGCAAUGCCGUGCUAGUUGGAUUGAAGAAGAGGUCGAAGAGUUGGAUUAUGGUACAAGCGUUUGGGCAUAUUACAGUGACUGACAAGGCCCAAACGAACGGUAACGCUCCAGGAGCAAACCCUCGCAUCAGUACCCCAGCUUCAAAAUCCGCGUUGAAACCCACUGCUCCGGAAUUCAAGCCCCAAUCACGAUCCAGUUCGCGUGGUGCUACUACCCCUAAGCCAUUAACAACGACCGAAGUCGAAGAUGGUGAAGUCGACGAUGCAAAGACCUCGGUCUCUGCUUCAGUUGUUAAAAACACAGUCACUUCGAACUCUGAAACAAGAUCCACGCCGCCCCCUGGCUCAGCAAUCGAAUCAAAGAAGUCCGAUAUUCUGAAAGACAGAGAGAUUUUCAAACGAAACAAUGCAGCGAAGGCCACUCCGCCGCCGAGAGAUUCAACCAUCCCUCCCCGUCCAGAAAUCUCCAGGCUCUCUUUUGUUGAGCGGCCCGCUCCAAAUCUACCAACCAGGCCUGAUGCGCCAUUCCCGAGCCGUGACAUGCUAGACAGGCACCCGUCUCGCCACGGAGACCGGAGAGAUGGGCGAGACUCGCGAUUGCCUGAUGUGAGAGCUUUGGACAGGCCAGGAGGAAGAUUGGGAGACAGACCAGGAGACAGACCUGGGGAUAGACUCCGUGACUUCUCUGGCAGCGACCGCCGAGCAAUGGAUACAAAUCCAAGGGAUUCAUUCGGCUUGUCUGAUCGAAGCACCAGGGGCGAACGGGAUCGCGCUCGUCCUGACCCACCACCUAGAUGGACAGCUGAAUCUGCCCGGGAGAAUCUCGAGAGGACCUCCAACAGUACGCGAGGCGCUGAAAAUGGCCGACUCUCAAGGGAUAUGCCUCCUCCAAGAACAUCAGGAGCAGUAUCUGAGCGCGGUCCUCCCAACAACUCCGAUAGGCAGCCGCCAGUCAAUCUUGAGAGUCAAGAAUCGAUGAAUCCAGAGCUGGUGGCACUAAUAUCUGGGGAUAAAGAUACCGCUCGCUCCGACUCCCCUCGACGUGGUAGAGAGGACAUACGAGAUAGGGUUUCGUCCAGGCCUCAGUCGCCGAGGAGACAUGUCUCAGAAAAGGAUUACUCUGAACCGAGACGAGAUGAUCGAUCGCUGCGCAAUGGGGCCUCCGAUAUCUUCAAUUCCUCACGCAACCGCACUGACGAUGUUCAACCUCCACCUGCUGGACCUCGAAGUGAUAGACCGUCGGAUCGAAUGAACGAACGAAGCUCAAGCGAUCGAUCAGCCUUUCAACCGUCCCAGUCUUCGUCGAGGUCAGUUGAUCCAAACCACGGAAGGUUAAACUCAAUGCCCAGACAACAAGAGGAUCCCAAUUUUGGUCGCUUGAACCCGGCACCUGCGCCAGCAUCUACGGCAUCCCCAGAUAUUCCUUCUGGUCCCCGUGAUAGGAAUAUCAGGACAAGCCGAAAUCCGCCUCCGCCACGUCAGGAUAGAAGAGUUGAUGGUCCUCGUCCACCCACGCCCGAGAAGCAACCACCAACGGGACCCUCGAGUCGCAAUCCAAGACGCUCAGCGUCCGGUCAAUUUGAUCAGAUAUCAGCCUCUCAAGGGUCUGCAACAAGUACACCCGUAGCUGCAUCUUCAACACCAAUCCAUCCAGACCGCUUGAAGAACCUUGGAUCUACAGUUGCGCCUCCACCGCCGCCGAUGCCAGCGCCUGCUGUAGCAACUCCUCCUAUGCAUCCUGAUAGACUAAAAGCAUUGGAAUCCCCAGUCAUGCCUCCACCAGCGGUACAGCAGAGCACCAUCCGUGGCAGACCACCUCUUCCCCCAGUGGCGACAGGAUUUCCCCCGUCGGGCCCCAAAGGAUCGCAGCCAAGCCCAGGCGGCCUUGGAACGAACGGACUAGCGGCACCAACUGGCCCAGCCUCUGCAACCGAGCGUGCCGCUCGAGGUGGGAGACGACAGCUUGCUGGUAUCAAUACUAUGCUCCAACAAGCUGGGCAGCAAAACGCUCCUGAUCGGAACAUUCGCAAUCGGGCUAGAAUGUCUUCUGGAAUGGGACCAGAGACGCCAAUAUUAUCUCCUUCGAUCCCAGCUCCGCCUCCUCCUCCGCCGGGACCGCCCCCGGCAAGAGCGGAGACCCUUAGAGAUGCUGCAAGAGCUACCAUCCCCGAACGCGCUGAUCUGAUCACAGGCAAUGCUGCCCCAACAGAAGAGCGAGACAGAGAUCGCAGUGGACGGCGAGAGCGCUCUGGCCACCAUAGCAGAAGAGGCUCGAGAAGUCCUGGACGUGAGAGGGAUUCCAAGCGUGGUACGGCACCCGAGGAGGAUCGCUCUCGAAGCGAAUAUCGCGAACGUCGAGAACCUGAGCGGGAUAGGCAUGCACCCAGAUCGCCAGCUCGGGAUUUGAUUGCUGGGCGAGAUGCUGGCAGCGGUAGAGAAAGUGGUCGAGAGAGUGGACGAGAACGAGACCGUGAGAGAGAGAGAGAUGGGAGCCGACGUGAUGGCCGUGAGCGAGACGCUGCACGUGAGCCUCAUGAAACUGGAUGGAAUGGUGAGCGUGGCACCGAGCGAGGUGCAGAGCGAGGAUCAGAAAGAGGUAGUGGACGCAGCAGGGAGAUGAGAGGCGAUAUGCGGGGUGAAGAGCGACGAGAUAGUCGCAGCACAAGAGAGGAUGGAGGAAGAAAGAGACAUAGUGAGGAAGAGACGGAUUCCAGGGGAAGGGAGAAAAGACCAAGACGAUAGAUGAGGCGCAUCUAGAUGGGUGGGAUGGAUACACUUGGCUGAUCUGUACGAUGGGUUAAGAUGACACCUAAUUUUCGUUGCGUGCCUGCAUUGGGUGGCGUUUCUUACUUGCGAGCAACGGAAUAUUUUCGAGGCAUUUCAAGGCGAGAUGGGAGAUUGAUUGCAAUGUGAGAUAUAUUGAGAGACAGGGAAAGCGAAUUUGAUCUCCACUACCGUUUCUUUAGGUGGUUGUCACGAGCGAAUAGCAUCAGUGAAGAACUAAGUACGACUGACUGCU